Papaver somniferum (opium poppy) is the source of this 940-nucleotide messenger RNA. Its product is annotated as mediator of RNA polymerase II transcription subunit 11-like. The coding region runs from base 326 to 715 and encodes 129 amino acids. NCBI's taxonomy places the organism in Eukaryota, Viridiplantae, Streptophyta, Magnoliopsida, Ranunculales, Papaveraceae. The transcript is spliced from 5 exons. Gene Ontology annotation, biological process: regulation of transcription by RNA polymerase II. The record is from RefSeq and is a predicted model, not a curated record. Gene Ontology annotation, molecular function: transcription coregulator activity. Gene Ontology annotation, cellular component: mediator complex.
CUUGGAGGUCUUUACUCUUUACUUGCUUUUAUUGUUGAAGUAAAAAAGCAAAGGCCUCCAAAAAGCUUCCCCAGAAUCUAAGAACCCUAAAUUGAAGCCGACUGUGUAGAGAAGGAGAACUAGCUGAAGAGUUUGAGCUUUAAUUUAUCUUGUUAAGAGAUUGACUAUACUUGUGUUGAUUAAGAGGUAUGAUGAUGGAAAUAGAGGACUAAACUUUUAACAAGCCCGAAAAGGCUAGGGUCUACUCUUACUUGAUCUAGCUGUGGGAUUGCGUGAGAAAAAUUCCAGAUAUUUUGGGAGAUUAAUCAGAUUUAAAAGCAAGUCAAUGGCUUCACAAUUCGGUCCUCGAACAAAUUCCGCAAACUCAAUGGAUUCACAGGGUCAAAAUACAUCUUUGCAGAGACUUCAUCACGUUGAGAAGAGAGUAGUUAGAGUUUUGGAGCUUGCUGGAGGUGUAAUGGAUGAGUUGUCGAACCCUACUGGUCCUAGAGUAGAGGUUGUUAACAACCACUGUCGUGAGUUCAUGCAAUCGAUAAAGGACAUUCAAGUGACCCUGCGGGAAGAAAUCAAAAGUGCUUGCGAGUACCGUCCCUUCGAGAAAUGUGAUUACAGUUCGAGAAUAUCCAACGAGAUUUGCUGCAAGAAGCUGGAGUACGUAAUGAAGCAGUUGGACGACAUGAAGCAAAGUAUAGAACGAUAUGAUAGUUCAGUCUGACUUCAUUUAUGUAAAAACUAGAGAUAACAUGUGCCGUAACGGCACUCGCUGCAACAUUUAAUCCGUAGUUGGUGAAGCCUAAGGCAAUCAAAAUCACCCAUAACAUUAGUUGUAUCACACGGCUUGUGUGCUUUUUAAUCCGUUCUCUUUGAUUGAACAAAAAAUAAAUAAAUGUUAACCAAAAAGUGAAAAUGGGCAAUGUGAUAUUUAAUUAUUGAUGGUAAA